Messenger RNA from Durusdinium trenchii, 1065 nucleotides. The record is from the annotation of a GenBank genome assembly. Lineage: Eukaryota; Dinophyceae; Suessiales; Symbiodiniaceae.
AUGGAGCUUCCGGCGCUCCUGCGGAGCUCCCAGAGCAGUCGCAGCAGCAGACUGUGCAGCUGCACGCCGUGGCAGCGAGAUCGGCAGCGAGGGGCUGCUGGGCAAAGACUCCCGGUCGCCUCGGCGGCGCUCACCUUGCUCCGUCGCUGCCGGUACUCCGGAGUACCGGCCCGCCGGGCCCGACGGGCCGACCGCGUCGCGGUCCGCUGCGCAGAGGGAUCCACGAGCUGCGGAGAUGAGUUCAGCGAGCUGAUCGAGAGCUUGCAGGGAUGCUGGGAGGAUGAUGUGGGCUUGAGCAUCCAAGUGAAGGGCAAUGAAGUCGACUUCGGCGACGGGACCGGCCGCUGGCGUCUCAGCGCCUCCGUCGACCCGGUACCGGGCGCGCUGGAGCUGCGGGGCACGCGCUGGGUGGGGCAGAAGGGGAGCCCAGAGUGGCAGUUCCCCAACGGCGUGAGGCGUUCAUGGACCAGGCCCGAAAGCAUCUCGCCGGAGCAAGAAAGGUGGAAGGAGCUCUUCCUCGACUACAAAAGCCAACGGCAGCAACUGCGCCGCCAGCUCUGGUCCGCCGAGGUCGCUGGGGAGUCGGAGCGCGCGGCGGCGCUGCAAGCGCUCUGGGACACCGGCCAGGUCCAGAGCGAGGAGGGCCUGCCGGAAGAGCUGGAGCAGCAAGCACGCUUGCUGGCCGGUCGACAUCUCGUGCCGGGCACAUGCUUUGUCCACCGUCGCUAUGGGUAUCGAGGAGUGGUCCUCUGCUGUGAGCCCUGGUGCACAGCCGCCAAAGCCUGGAAGCGGAUGAUGGGCGUGGCCAAGCUUCCGCGCGGCGAGCUGCAGCCCUUCUACCACUGCUUGGUGGAUGAGAGGGACCGUCCUGGUGGGCAGGUGACCUUUGUGGGAGAGGAGAAUGUGGGGCCAGAUGCCUUGGCAUUCCCCUUGGAGCAUCCCUUGGUGAAGCUGCUGUUGAUUAGGUGCGAGGAGCUGAACUCUUAUUUGCCCUCACCAGCCCUGGAGACCGCCCUGUCGGCGCAACGCAAGGGCGAUCCCUUUCGCUUGAGCUUGGAAGACUAG